UUCUUGCCUGUGCAUGCUCAAGAUCGUCACUCACAUAGAGUUCUGACCGAAAAUUUGUAGUGAAAUACCGUAAUCAUGGCUUCGGCUUCGAAGAAAGAGAGUGUCAACCGCAAUCUACGGUCCGUGUUGAUCACGGAAAAGGCAGGAGUUGCACUGAAUCGCUUGCAAGGAGAGUAUCAAGCAUUACUGGGUGAGACCAUACCUUUUAAAGAGUUUGGGUUCCCUUCGCUUGAGGCUUAUCUGAAGUCCAUCCCGGCUGUAGUUUCCAUCAGACGGGGUCCAACUGGGGAGAUGAUGUGUGCGGCGGUUGCUGACGAGACGACCAAGCAUAUCGCUAGCCUCGUCAGCAGACAGAAAGGCAAGAAGUCCAGAGGGCGAGGGAUAAGGUCCAAACCUGGAAGGUCCUAUGCUCAUCCAACGUACGCCAUGUCCAAGGCUCGGCCCGCUGGCAAGCUCUACACCAGUCGCUUUGUGCCUAAAACAGGGAGGUCAGGGAGGUACAACACGUCAUUCAAACCGGCAGCAGCACAGCAACCAAAGCCAGUCCGAUAUAAUCACACGUCCAAACCAGCGUACACUCAUCAAACACAGACGGUCAAAUACAACCCGAUCAGACCGAAAGAGACAACAGCACCUAAACCCCUAAUGUACACCCAACAGGCUCGACCAACCGCAUCCCAACAGUCUAGACCGACAGCAUUCCAACAGUCUAGACCAACCGCAUCCCAACACUCUAGACCAACCGCAUCCCAACAGUCUAGACCCACAGCAGGGCAACAGUCUAGACCGACAGGAUCCCAACAGUCUAGACCCACAGCAGCGCAACAGUCUAGACCAGCAGGAUACCAACAUUCUAGAUCGACAGAACCCCAACAGUUCAGACCAACGGCAGCCCAAGAGUCCAGACCGACAGCAGCUCAAAAACCCACAGCCGCCGAAGGAGAUACCAAGCCACUUGUACCAACAGCAACUACUCAGCUACCCAACCCUGGUCCCUGGUCUGGUAAACUUGGCUCCAAGAAAAGUCAACAACCUGCCAAAACAACGACAGUAGGCACAACUCAGUCAUCGACUUGGAAGCCAGCCGAUGACUGGAGUGCUACAAACGGUCUCUCCUCCUCCUCUAAACCAAUCCAUGAGAACAUUCAUGUGACCAUCCCCAAUGAUGGGGCUCGCCAAGUGAACAGUCAAGCAUCCAAACCCGUUCACAAUAACAUUCAUGUCACCGUCUCCAACAAUGGUUAUCGUCAAACUGAGGUGUCACCCCAGAAGCCAAAUGGGAGACCAGGAAAACCCAGUAAACCGGAGUGGUCGUCUAACUUUGAGGUACCGCCUCGCUUCAAGAGAUUAGUGUCCCCAACAGGUACUAUAAAUGAAGGUUUCCAUAAUACCCGGGAGUCUUCAUUGAACUCUGACCCAUCACCAAAUUAUGACCCAACACCAAACUUUGACCAAUCACCACCCAGCAUUGCACAGCAACCGUCGUCAACGUCAACAAAUAAUGUUCUCUCUGAAACAGCCAAUGAAACAUACAGCUGGAUUCAAACUGUACUUGGUGAAAAGCCAAAUGGUUUGUGGGCAAGUGCUCUGUGUGACAGGCAUCUGAAAGAGUUUGGUCAGCCUCUGGAUACUGACAUCAUCGAGCAAAUGAAUAAGCUCAGUCUGCUUGAGAAAGAAAGCAUCGCCAACAGUGACAUCCUGUAUCCUAAACUAACUGGAGCCCCAACUGUCACGCCAGUUACACAUGGCAGGUCAGGACAGAAAAACAAUGCAGAGCACGGGAACCAGACUGGAAACGGAACCCCACAAAGUUGUCUCCAUGGAAACACAUCAACCAAGCCCUUUGAUCACACUAAGCCAGUCCAUUCAGGAAACCUCUUUGGAGCAAACCUUGACAUUGCGCUCAUUCUAAGGAAUGUGUGUAAGAGACAAAACUUGCCAGUAGAGUUCUACGUAGACUCCACGAAGCAACCUGGAAAGUCUGCAGUGUGCGUGAUCUGCACUGCAGGCACAGAUGUUGCCACAGCACAUGGGCUAACCAUAGGUACCGCUAAGCAAGCUGCAGCGGGUGAAAUCCUUCAGCAGUGGAACGUGGCUCCUAGCGACCUAGGCAAUACCCCGCAGGUCUCUCCAGAUGAGUGCGUCCAAAGUACCACAGACCAUGAUUAUGAAACCCAGCUUCAAAAUGAAAAAAUCAUGAAGAGGUUGAGAAGGUUUGGUCCAGCAGACGAUCUAAAAGGUAGUGAGAAUCUGUUCCUAAGAGAGGAGCAUGUUAAAGGCUUCUGCAGUUGCUUUGGCGGGCGUGGCACUUGUCCAUUUCAGAUCCCAGUCUCUCCUGAAGAUUGCAUGGAAAGAGCCAAAGCCUACGACGAGAAAGCCCAAGAACAAAAUGAAAAACUGUUGAGGAGGCUGAAGAGGUUUGGUCCAAUAGAAGAUAUUUCAGAUGAGGAGAAGCUGUACUUGAGAGUUGAGCAUGUUGGAGGCUUCUGCAGCUGCUUCAGCAGUGGGCACAAAUGCCCAUUUCAGAUCCAGAUCUCUCAGGUGGAUGGCAUCAACAGAAGCAAAGAGACUGUCCAGGAUGAGAAAGCCCGACUACAAAAUGAAAAACUGAUGAUGAGGUUGAAGAGGUUUGGUCCAACAGGAGAUCUGCAAAAUCAUCCACGUGGCAUUUUUUCCUCGACCAGAAGUGAAGACAAAUUUUGUGUGUUGAAUUCCGGAAAGCCGGACCAUCGUAGAGCAACUCCUGCUGUUGAAGGGAAGAGUGACUUUGACAUACAUGUAGAAGAAGAAACCAUUAAUCAUAUAAGUUGUUCAGAUGAAGUAAAUCAACGUGGUCUGUCAGAACCAACGUCAAGUGCCACAUUUCCACUCGCCAAAACAUACAAAUCAUUUGAGAAUCCAUUGGCACCAGAAUCUCGGAGAGCAACAGAUCAGGAGGUUCGGCAGGCUCUCAAAGUAACAUUUGGUAAAACCGCCAUCUACGAGACUGUCAAGCACAUGGGAACUAAAGAAGACCCACUCGUUAGUGUGUGCUUCAUGGCAGGGGCGUUCGUCGGAAUCGGGAGGGGCGGCACAAAGACUGAAGCGAGGAAGGCAGCUCUUGAAGAUCUGCUCAAGAAGCAGGGAGAGUUCUUACGAGUAAAGAGUGAACUCCAGGAACAGGCGGCGAAGGGAAAGAAUGCCAUCCUUCAAGAGUCUCUGAUGGAUUUGAGUCUUGAUUCUGACGAGGAGAAGCUAGAGGUAAAAUCGGAGCCAGCAGCCACUGUUUUUGAUGAAGUACUUGUACAGGAUGAACAAGUAGUGAGUGUGAAGGUUGAAGCUGGAUCAGUAACUGGACUACAGACACAAGCUUAUCUCCCACCAGCACUUCCCCAGAAUGGACAGUUGUCACCACCACCCAAUAUGGUGGACUCUGCUGAAAUGAAACCCGUAAUUGGUCCAACCAGGCAGCCUUCGCAUGGGCGUGGUUACACAAGAUGGCAAGUUGAUCCUCAGUACAGGUCAAACAGUUCACCCAGAUUGCCUGAAGAGGAUACGCCCAGUGAGGGGUACAGCUCGCCCACUUUAGGGGUACCUAGUUCCCUCAGUGAGCCUAGCAGUAGACCGCCCUCCACAGUGGCACCCGGUAGCAGACCAUCCUCAGCGGAUUCACCCAGUACACUCGGGGAACCGUGCGAGGAAGGGUACAGUUCACCUACUUCAGAAACGCUUGGUUCAUCCAGCGAGCCCAGCUAUGAGGGGAGUUACUCGACCAUUGAUGCACCCGGUGUGCCCAGUCUGGUGCUACCCGAGGAGAAGGAAUGGGAUCUGUAUGUAGCGUAUAUCAAGAGUUUGUCGGACUUCUACGCCAUUCUUAUUGGAGAUGACUAUUCGGAGCAAAUGAUAAUCAUGGAGGAAGCGAUGCGAUCAUUCUACCAGUGCAGUACGUGGGUACUGACUGAGCCACCAGAGGUAGGAGUGUGCUACGCUGCAGAGUUCAACAGGGAAUGGCUCCGGGUACAAGUUACGUCAGUAGAGGAUGAGCAGGUGAAGUGCUUUUUACUUGACCAUGGGGACACUGAGAGUGCAACAAUAACCUCCCUCAGACCGCUGGCAGAAAAGUUUCUGCAGCUUCCGUUCCAGGUUAUUCAUUGUAAGUUAUCGCAGUGUGAGCAAGUGGCUCAUGAUGAUAAGACGGCCCUCCAGAUGUUUUGCCAACUUGCUCUGGGGAAAAGUCUCCUAGCUGAAGUUGUCUCAAGAGAUGGUGACCGGAUAGAGAUGGAGCUUUUUGAUAGCUCAGAUGUAUCCAUCCUGGAGCAGUGUUCAACUGCUGGAAUAUAAACCAAACAUGCGCUACUUUUCUAAAACAUUUUUUUAGUCGCAAUCUUGAUGGAAGUGAUUGUUGUCUCCUUGUUGGUUAUUCUUAAGACAUGAAGACACCUAUAUGUAGACCCUCUUAGAGACCCUGGAAUAUAAACCAAAAAUGCGCUGCUUUUCUACGCUGUUUUUUUUUAUACUCUUAAUUCUGGUGGAAUGGAUGGUUUUCUCUUUGUUGGUUAUUCUUAGGGUGUGAAGUCACCUCGUCCCUCUUUGAGAUCCCGGUUCUGUCCAAUCUGUUUGAGCACCAUGAGCGAAUAAUGGACAGUGGUAGUCUAAAGUCCAAGCCAAGGCCUUUGUAUUAUAGAUGUCUCUUUUGGUUUUGUUUAUGUUACUCAGAUACUAAUUCUGGUUAGGGUCGGCCAUAAUAUGCCCAGAGACCCUUUGAAGUGGAUGUCACUUUUUAACCUUUCAAAGAACAAUGUAACGCACAGCAAUGUGGGAUGAAUUUGUUGUAGAUAGGAUUUUAACAGUACUUUCUUGUUCUGGUCUCACAGCUAAAUGUGUGUGUACGUGUAAGUUCAGGGAGGACUGGGAGUGGGGUAGAAAAAUCACCAGUGCAUUGAAAAUUGAAAUUGUAAAAUGGUUGCCUUUUUCAAACCCUCUUUGUACAAAAGCUAUAAAUAUAAUAACAGACAAAGAAAAGCUUUAGUCCAUGUGAUAGGCCUACGUAUGUUCUGGCAAAAUAAGGCAGAACUGUACAAGGUAGGUUGAAUAAAACUGUGCGCUAGUUGUUAAGUUUUCAUGAGAUUUCAGUAGCACUGUAAGCCGUAAGAUGAGUAGCUUGGGCUUUAUCUUUUGCUAGAACGUGAGGCAUGGCAUGGGCGCCAUUUUGGUAAUAAAAUCAUUGUUGUAGCGUUGACAAUGAUUGAUAGCAAUACUCAUUGAUCUAUGGUUGCAUUUCAAGUUGCCGCUUACUAAAAUGGUGUCCGAUGCAUGUUCGCACAAUUGUGUCUUUAAAAACUUUUUAAAACUUGUGAUUGAAAUGUAUUAUUACAAUAACGAACGCAUUUGUAUGCAGGCCCUAUACUCUGUUCCUGUGAGGGCAAGGGCAUUUUUUUUUUUAUAGUAAAGGGCACCUUCUUGAAGUUGCCACUUAAAUUUUUCAAGAGGCACAAUCAAGGAAUUGGUGAAGGAUUUGGGGGCAGUCGUCUUGACUCCUUCAAGUAUCAUGCUUGUCUCAAAUUAUUUUCAAAAACCCUUUUAGGAACUAAUAAAAACUCGUUCAGGUUUUUUAUUUGAUCUGAUUUGGAAAGAACACAUAAAUCCUUCUUGCCUAUUGAUAACAUUCCAUGAAUAGCUUUGAACCAAAAUGCCCUUUAUUUUUGUUUAUCUUCAAUCGAUGUCCUUUAAUCUUGCUUUACUUGUUAUUUCGUUGUUGUACAUGUUUUUUUUUUCCAAUUAGCAUAAGUCCAUAUCUUGCUUUUUAUAUUUUUACUUUAACAAAUUGAGAAAAUUAAAAGAGAACACAAUGCCUAGGAGGUUGAUCUCAAGUAGUUGCGGGAGAAGAGGCUCAACUUCUUUGAGGAAAUGUUUUAGUAUAACAACCAAAUUUCAGAUUUAUUAAGCCAAUCGUUAUUUUGUUCACAUUUUAAGAAAAAUAUGUUCUUUGACCUACGUUUGUACUCUAGUACUCUGGAGACAAUGUUACUAAUAAUGCUCUGUGAAAUCUUGACUUUAUUGGUUACCAAAAGGUGGAAAUCUAUUUCUACCUCGAUGUUUCACCGAAGCUUGACAAAUUUGAGUCCUAGUUUUUAACUUUUUUUUGUCGGCAACAACUAUCACAUAUCUGGUAAUACAUUCAUCUUCUUACACCACACAAUUUAUCCCUGGCGCUCCCAAAUGCUCUACUCAAGACAUGCAAGAAGUUAUACAUAUCACUUUGUACAUGCAUGAUAUCCUUCCUACAGGUACUUAAGUUUUUGUUGUUGUUUUUUUUAGCCCUCAGAAAAACAAGCAAUUUUUUAUUUUAAAUGCACUAUCAUGGGUACAAAAGCCUUAACCAAAUACUUGUAGGUCAGCCCUUGUACUCCGCAAAGUUUUCAUAAUUGUUUUUACAAGAGACAAAUUUAGAUGUAUAUAGGAUUUGACACUUCUAGGUUCUAAAUAACCAUUACAUAUACAUGCAUGUCCAUAUAACCUGUGACAUCAGGUUUAUUACAAAAGAGCAACAGAUCAUGGACUGUCUACCAUGUGUGCAGGCAAAAUUUGUACACAGAUCAAUGGAAGAUAACACUAAUACUGGGGGCGCAUCUCAAAACUUGUUCAAUAAGUUGAUAUUUUUCAACUCUGGAAUUUAUGUGGUUAUUAUGAUUCAAAGUGUUAACUUUUCCAUCAUUAUUAUGACAAUUUUGAAAUCUACACCAUACAUGUAUGUCAGCCAUUGUACUAAAUCACAAUUGCUGCACAAACGAUGUAAUGUAUAUGCAAUGUAAAUAAGAAACCUACAUGUAUGUUGAAAUAUCACAACAUGUUUUGCUUAUUUGACUUCAUUCUACAAAUACACCCCCGUACCAGUGUUCCUGUCAUUUGACGCACGGUUUGUUUACUGCAUUUAAGUGAGGGAACAGGGUACAUGUAUAUGGCCUUUCUUUCUGACUGUUGAGCAGAGACAAAGUCUUUUCCAUUCUUUCGCAAAACUGUUAUUAAACCAUGAAGUCAUAAGUGCUAAGGUCUAAAAAUUGGUGUUUAGAGGACAUUUUGCUUUUGUUGGAAAUUCUUAAAGGAUUGGUCUAGGUAUUAAAUGUGUAUGUAAAAAAAAUAUUGGUGAAGUCUAUUAUUAGUUUAACAAACAACCCAAUCCAAACAUUUAAAGUCAUCUUUUUUUUUUACCUAAAGAAUCACUUUGGUACAUAUAGUACAUGGAUGUCCGAUAUUGAAAUGAUUUCAUUAUCAGUCCGAAUACUUGAUGUCCUGUGUGUGCAUGGGAUCUUUUUCUGGUCAAGUACUUAUUUCUUGUUGUCAAUCCCUUAACCUGUUGUAAUUACAGUACAUGUUUCAAUCAAGCCAAAUUUGUCUGUGUGGUGAUGUUUAAAAUGUACUUAUUUUUAUAUUGAUUUUAUUUCUAUACAAAGUUACUUUUAAAUAGUUUUGUAAAACCUUGAUGGUGAUGCACGUAAAUAAAAAGAAAACAGAUGUUAAAUAAAUGUA
This is a messenger RNA of Asterias rubens (European starfish), 7506 nucleotides long. RefSeq lists its product as uncharacterized. The record is from RefSeq and is a predicted model, not a curated record. NCBI's taxonomy places the organism in Eukaryota, Metazoa, Echinodermata, Asteroidea, Forcipulatida, Asteriidae. Gene Ontology annotation, biological process: spermatogenesis. Bases 76 to 4320 code for a protein of 1414 amino acids. The transcript has 13 exons.